Aethina tumida (small hive beetle) is the source of this 2281-nucleotide messenger RNA. Its product is annotated as solute carrier organic anion transporter family member 1A4-like. Gene Ontology annotation, biological process: transmembrane transport; sodium-independent organic anion transport. Gene Ontology annotation, molecular function: protein binding. Bases 6 to 2075 code for a protein of 689 amino acids. The record is from RefSeq and is a predicted model, not a curated record. The transcript is spliced from 7 exons. Gene Ontology annotation, cellular component: membrane. NCBI's taxonomy places the organism in Eukaryota, Metazoa, Arthropoda, Insecta, Coleoptera, Nitidulidae.
ACAAGAUGAUUCAUCCCACCGCACUGUUACGAACCGACAUCGAUGAAGAUUCACCGCAGUACACGUUCUGUGCACCGGCCGACGCCGCCAGGUCCACCGACCAGGUGGACUGCGGCCUGAAGAUGUUUCCCAGCUGGGAAAAACGGCUGGAAAAGUUCGCGACGCCCGGUAUUUUUGUGACGGUGCUCUCGAUCGUCGCCUUCCUGCAAGGCAUCGCGUGCCAUUACUUCAGGAGCACGUCGGAAAUUUGGGGGAGGCAUUACAAUAUUGAUGCAAACAUUUUAGCUCAUUUAAUCUACUUGAACGACGUACUGGUUGGAGUGUUUGCCUUAGCUGUAGCUUAUUGGGGCAACAGAAUUCACAGACCUGGCUGGAUUGGAGUAAUUGCAAUUUUCCUAUCAGUAUCUGGACUGAUAAUAUCAAUACCAGAAAUAUAUAGUCCUUUCACGUCGGAUGAUGUCAGCGACGUUAUAGAGCCAGAACUAUGCAAAGCAUCCAUGUUAAAACAAGUGAAAAAGCAGAAGGAAUUUCAUUUGAUAGCAUUCAUUGUUAUCAUAGUUUACCAGAUGAAUUUUGCUAUGUCUUCGAUAUCGCUUUUGUCUCAUGGUGUCACUUACAUAGACGACAACGUUUCCAGAAACCAUAGCCCUGGAUAUAUAGGUUGUGCCUUGGCUUGCUUCGAGAUAGGAAAACAAGUCGGAACAUAUUUGUCUUGGAUACCUGUAGCACUGAAUGAAACUAGUUACCACAGUAUUUUUAUGUCACCCGUUUGGCUUACAAUAUUGACAUUAAAUUUUAUAUUUGGGUUCCUACUGGUGUUAUUCCCAAGGGUGCUACCGAAUUUGCUCAUUGCUAAGUUGUCGGCUUCGAUGGCCAGCCUUGACACCGUAGACGACAGUGAAUUCAUUGUCAUAUCCAAGGAUGGAUUCUUCACAACACUAAAGAGGUUACUAACAAAUAAAAUUUUGCUGCUAAACAUCUUAAUCAUACUUAUAUUGCAAUCAGUUCUUCUAAACUUCGAGAUAUUUGAAGACUUCUUCAACCAAACCAGAUACUUAUUCCCCCUGAAAAACGACUCCACAGGCUUCAGUGACCCUUCAAUGAUUCAAUACACCACAAAUUUACUGAAACAACCGUUUAUAUUUUUUACUUUGUUACUGACAGGAGUUUUAUUGGCCAAAUUGAAACCAAAAGUUAAACAUUUACUGGUGUGCAAUAUUGUAAUUUUGGCACUGUGUUUGGCAACUUUCGCCGCCACCAAAAUGCAAAAAUGCAACAACACCUUGCACAAUGAACUUCCUAAUGAGCUCGCCUUGUCAACUUGCAACGUAAAAUGUAACUGUUCAAAAAAUGAAGCCUUUAAUCCCGUGUGCCUUGAAGGAAGAACAUAUUUCUCACCUUGCAGAGCCGGAUGCGACAGUUACAACGACAAUAACACCAAUUUUAUGUUGUAUCAAAAUUGUCGAUGUGGUCGCCAGACAACCAUCGCCGAAGAAGGCCCCUGUACGGACACAUACUGCAGGUUCAUAUUUGCUUUGUCUCAAGUGAACAACGUGGUUUCUGCAGCCCUUUUAUCAACUGUCACGUUGAGCAACCUACUUGUGACGUUACGAUGUGUCAAACCCCAGGAUAAAGCCACAGCUAUUGGCUUACAAGGAACGUUGUUUGGGCUUAUUCCAAACAUACCUGUACGGGUUGCUUACUUUUGUAUUGUUGACAUUUUCUGUAAGUUCAGAAACACUGACACUAACGAGUGCAAGUUUUACAAGCCUGAAUUGGGAACAUUUUUGUUUGGUGUGACCUUGGGAGGGAUGGGACUUGCUUUAGUUUUAUUGAUAACAUUACUAUUUUGUAUUGGUAACUUGGAGCUUUACACAAAGAAACGAAAGUCUAAAUACGAUGAUAAUGAUGGAUACCAGCAACGACAAGAGAUGCAAGACAUGACUCAAUCUGGAUCACUUUUGGCAAUUAAUCAUAGGUCAGAAAGGGAGUCCGCUGGCUCCUCAGAGUCUUUAAGACACUUAGCAGACAACAUAGGUGAUGAUUCCGGCAGCAUAACAGAAACCGACUUCUGAUUGUUGGUUUCUUAAGUUUUGAAGCUCUCUAAAAGUUUGUACAUAAAUAUUAUUUUUUGUACGUCUAGGUUAGGUAACAAGACAACGUAAAUUAAUAAAUAUGAUCUGUUUUAUUAGCUUAAAGAUAUAUGACAAAGUAAUAUAUGUAUUUAAACUUGUAUAUAAUUUAUUAUCUAAUAAAAAUGUGUAUAACACAUUUACUCAAA